AAAUGGACCAAUUAUGACAAGCUGUAGUGCUGUAACGUGCCUGAUGGGAUGUGUUCAGUCAUGGCAUCCGAACUUUGUAAGACAAUCUCUGUGGCAAGACUGGAAAAGCACAAGAAUUUGUUCUUGAAUUAUAGGAAUCUGCAUCAUUUUCCAUUGGAGUUACUGAAAGAUGAGGGAUUACAGUACUUGGAGAGACUCUAUAUGAAAAGGAACUCCCUUACAACCUUGCCAGAAAAUCUUGCUCAGAAGCUUCCAAACCUUGUGGAACUGUAUCUUCAUUCAAAUAACAUAGUUGUGAUUCCAGAAGCCAUUGGGUCCCUUAUAAAACUCCAGUGUCUGGAUCUUAGUGACAAUGCCUUAGAAAUUGUUUGCCCAGAAAUCGGUCGCCUGAGAGCUUUACGUCAUCUUCGAUUAGCUAAUAACCAACUACAGUUCCUACCUCCAGAAGUUGGUGAUUUGAAGGAACUGCAAACACUAGACAUUUCUACCAAUCGUUUGCUAACUUUACCGGAGCGGCUUCACCUGUGCCUUUCUCUGCAGUACCUAACGGUAGACCGAAAUCAUCUAUGGUGUGUACCGCGUCAUCUCUGCCAGCUUCCCAGCCUCAAUGAGCUCUCCAUGGCUGGAAAUCGUCUUGCAUUUUUGCCACUUGAUUUAGGUCGGUCUCGAGAACUACAAUACGUGUACGUGGAUAACAACAUUCACCUGAAAGGUUUGCCAUCCUAUCUGUACAAUAAAGUCAUCGGGUGCAGUGGCUGUGGUGCUCCCAUUCAAGUUUCAGAGAUGAAAUUGCUUUCCUUUUCAUCGGGGCAACUAACCGUUUUCCUCCCAGCGGAGGUGAAGUCCAUAGGGACAGAGAAGGAUCACGUGCUGCCUCUGCAAGAGUUAGCCAUGAGGAGUUUGUAUCGCACCUAUCACCAGUUUCUAAAAGAUUUGAACUUUCUGUCUCCGUUCUCGCUCCCCAGAAGUUUUCUGGAGCUGUUGCACUGCCCCCUGGGGCACUGUCAUCGGUGCAGUGAGCCCAUGUUUACCAUUGUCUACCCCAAGCUCUUUCCCUUGAGAGAGACGCCGAUGGCAGGGCUGCAUCAGGGGUAA
Molecule: messenger RNA, 1095 nt
Organism: Chrysochloris asiatica (Cape golden mole)
Lineage: Eukaryota; Metazoa; Chordata; Mammalia; Afrosoricida; Chrysochloridae
Product: leucine-rich repeat-containing protein 28-like
Exons: 8
Coding region: 49-1095 (348 amino acids)
Molecular function (GO): protein binding
Source: RefSeq, a predicted model, not a curated record